GACCACCACGGAGCGUUUUAGUCUGCUAACAUGAGGGGUCUUACACUCUUGUCGCUCGCCUUCCUUGGGGUCUGUAGUGCCCUCACUGUGCCCCACUCGCUGGUCCACCCACGCGAUCUGGAGAUUCGCCAUGGAGGAGUGGAGGGUCGUAUUACCAACGGAAACCAGGCGUCCGAGGGUCAGGUGCCCUACAUCGUGGGUGUGAGCUUGAACAGCAACGGAAACUGGUGGUGGUGCGGGGGAUCCAUAAUCGGACACACUUGGGUGCUCACCGCCGCCCACUGCACUGCUAAUGCCGAUGAGGCUUCACUGUACUAUGGCGCCAUCAACUACAAUGAGCCUGCCUUCCGCCACACAGUCAGCAGUGAGAACUUCAUCAGGUAUCCCCACUAUGUGGGUCUCGAUCAUGAUUUGGCCCUGAUCCGGACGCCCCAUGUGGACUUCUACAGCCUGGUCAACAAAAUAGAGCUUCCCAGCCUGGAUGACCGCUACAACUCCUACGAGAACAGUUGGGUUCAGGCCGCAGGAUGGGGUGCCAUCUACGAUGGCAGCAAUGUGGUGGAGGAUCUGCGAGUGGUGGAUCUGAAGGUGAUUUCCGUGGCGGAGUGCCAGUCCUACUACGGAACUGAAACCGCCUCCGAGAACACCAUCUGUGUGGAGACUCCGGACGGAAAGGCCACCUGCCAGGGUGAUUCUGGUGGUCCUCUGGUCACAAAGGAGGGCGAUAAGCUUAUCGGAAUCACUUCCUUUGUCUCCGAUUACGGAUGCCAGGUUGGAGGUCCGGCUGGCUUCACUAGAGUCACCAAAUACCUGGAAUGGAUCAAGGAGGAGACCGGAAUCUAUUAUUAAAAGAAAACUUUGUUAUUUUAAGAGCAUAAAUGUGCCGAAAGAAGGUUGAAAUAAAUAAAGAACAUUCGCUGUAA
Messenger RNA from Drosophila santomea, 923 nucleotides. RefSeq names its product serine protease 3. Gene Ontology annotation, molecular function: serine-type endopeptidase activity. Bases 31 to 849 code for a protein of 272 amino acids. Gene Ontology annotation, biological process: proteolysis. The record is from RefSeq and is a predicted model, not a curated record. Lineage: Eukaryota; Metazoa; Arthropoda; Insecta; Diptera; Drosophilidae. The transcript is spliced from 2 exons.